CGCAGUAGCCGCGGGCACCGCUCUGGGCUUCGCGUCUCUCCGCGUCUGCGCCGCCUUCGCCGCAGCCCGCUCGCCCUCGGCGCCCGCCGGAUCCUCGCAGCUCGCCCGGGGCGCGCUCGGUGGCCGCGAGCAGAGUCCUCGCCGCCGCCAUGGCCACGAAGAUUGAUAAGGAGGCGUGCCGCGAGGCGUACAACCUGGUGCGCGACGACGGCUCGGCAGUCAUCUGGGUGACUUUUAAAUACGACGGCGCCACCAUCGUCCCCGGCGAGCAGGGAGCGGACUAUCAGCACUUCAUCCAGCAGUGCACAGAUGACGUCCGGCUGUUUGCCUUCGUGCGCUUCACCACAGGUGACGCCAUGAGCAAGAGGUCCAAGUUCGCCCUCAUCACGUGGAUAGGUGAGGAUGUCAGUGGGCUGCAGCGUGCCAAGACAGGAACAGACAAGACUCUGGUGAAGGAGGUGGUCCAGAAUUUCGCAAAGGAGUUCGUGAUCAGUGAUCGAAAGGAACUGGAGGAAGAAUUCAUCAAGAACGAACUGAAGAAGGCUGGAGGGGCCAAUUAUGAUGCCCAGGCGGAGUAGCCCCAGCCCUGCACCCCAAAGCCGUCUGCCUGCUCCGAGGGCGGGAAACCGCCGCCUCACCACCAGCCCACCGAGGGGAGAAGCGAUGAGGCUGGUGCCGCCUGUGUGUGCCACCCAAGCCCCUUCCCCGCCCCCCCUCAUCCUGUUGUGGCCCAUCUCUGAAGCCCUCUGAGCCUCUUUCUUUGAUACCUGCCCCCUUUGUGUUCUAAAGAAAAGUUCUUUUGGUGCCAGGGUCAUGCACACCGUCAGAUCCCAGGUGCCUCUGUCGGUGGCCCUUGGCCCUGGUGUUUCUCCUGCCCUCGCUGUGGCCUGCCUGGUCUGAGCCACCAUGGCCGCUCACAGCUGCUGGGGCCUGGCCCCAGUGCCAUCCCAGUUUGCCUUGGCUGCUUCCUGCUUUCCGCUAAACCGGCCGCCAUGCCGACAGUCUGCAGCCUUCGUGAGCUCACACAUCUCAUGAACCCCAACGCCUUGGCUCCAGGCCCCACCCCCGACUCCUUUCAAACUUCGUGUCUGGCAGAUCCUGCUGGGCAGUGAGAAGUUUGGGUCUGGUGUGGACCGAGUACGAAGUGACAAUUUGCCUUAAAACUUGCCUGGCAGUGGCUCUGCCCCCUGGUCUAAAGCUACCCUUGUGAUGAAGUCCUUUUGAGGCACGAGAGGUCUGAGCCCAGGUGUGGUGGGAGAAGUUCAGGGUCAAGCUCAGGGGCUCCCAGUAUGGCAAGGAUGGAACAGUCCCCUGCAAACGGUUAGGCUGGCCCGGGGCCGCACAGCACCCAGAAAAUGUGUGGUUGGGAUCUUAGUCCACAUCACAAAUUUGAAAAGAUUGCUUUGUUUGCUUUUAAAGAAAGACGAGAUGGGCUUGUUCCUCGGGAGCGUGGUUGGUGUUGUUCUUUUCUUUUUUUCUGGCUCCUUGCAUCUUGGGGAGGAAGACUGUACUGUACCAGGCUGGUGAAGACCAUCUCCGGCACUCGAACAGUUUACAGAAAUAAAUGUGUUUUUCAAGAAGAA
Molecule: messenger RNA, 1583 nt
Organism: Nannospalax galili (Upper Galilee mountains blind mole rat)
Lineage: Eukaryota; Metazoa; Chordata; Mammalia; Rodentia; Spalacidae
Gene: Cotl1
Product: coactosin like F-actin binding protein 1
Exons: 4
Coding region: 150-578 (142 amino acids)
Biological process (GO): regulation of actin filament polymerization
Cellular component (GO): actin filament; cortical actin cytoskeleton; site of polarized growth
Molecular function (GO): actin filament binding
Source: RefSeq, a predicted model, not a curated record